AUGAGCGAAAAAAUUAAAUCCAUAGAAAUUAAAUACAUAAAAAAAUACCACUCAGUACUUGAAUCCCAUUAAAUAAUUUGUUUAUAUCCAUUAGUUAAAAUGUACUUCCAUAUUAAUUAUGAUCUGACAUGUGCCAUAGCCAAUUUCAUAAAUUAAUAUAGUGACUUAAGCAUAUUUAAAAUUUUUAAGGCUGAACAAUAGUAAAAAGGAGACACCUCACAACCAUAAACAGAAUAAUAAGUAUAAUAAGAUAAAGAUGAUAUUACAUGGGAUCACUUUAAAUUUACUAUUAAAGAUAAAGAAGGUAAAGAAGAAAAAGAAAUAAAACUAAUAAGUACAAUGGUUGACAAACUCGAAAAAUUACAAGAAAAUAUGCAGGGUUUCAAAGAACAACUGUUUAUACAAUUCUCUAUUUGGAAUGAAGAUUAAAUAUAUGCCUAUCUAAGCAAAUGUAUAAAGGUAAUUAACUAUAUUGAAUAAAAGUAAAAAACAAUAAUGGAUGGAAAUUCUGACACUUAAAAUUUGGAAGAGGAAAUUGUCGAAUAAUUAAAAAAUGAAAAAGAAUGA
Molecule: messenger RNA, 567 nt
Organism: Paramecium octaurelia
Lineage: Eukaryota; Ciliophora; Oligohymenophorea; Peniculida; Parameciidae
Source: the annotation of a GenBank genome assembly